AGAGCGGAGAAGUCAGCACAGAGGCUUAAGAAUUUUCCUUCCUCCUCUCCUGAAGUUACAACGAAAAAUACCGACAGUCAGAUCAGCCCGCGGCUGUCUGGCGUCUCCGCUUCAACCUCGUCCGACCUAGAAGGGGGUUCCUUGCCCUGGGGGGGGGGGGGGGCGGUGGGGAGGCGGGAAGAAGCGAGAGGACGAGACCAGGCUAGAUGCCCUUAGACCAGGGCCGCCUCUCUCGGCUUCGGAAGCUGCGCGCGGCGUCCAGGGGGCUCCUUCUCCCGGCCGGCGGGCGGCGGCAGCGGCUGCUAUUCGAAUGCUCAAGAUCCGUUGCCCCGAAAUCCGCUGCCUGAGACUUACCUCCUGACACCUCAAAGCGCGAGGGUCAGGGGAGCUUUGCAAAUAGCAGGAGGGAGUGGAUGCAAGGAGGUGGCGGUGAGAGGGGGAGAAGAGGAGAAGGGAAAGGAAGGAGCGGAGCCGGGGAGCCGGGCUGGCAGCCGCCGCGGGAGGAAUCUGAGCGCGCAGCCGGCGCGGGGGGAGCGGCGGCCGCGCGGAGGAGGCGGCGGUAGCAGCCCAAGCCGGCGGGCGGCGGCGCGGACGCCUGCAGCUGGAUAGCUGCGCGCGGGGAGGCGCGGCGGUGGCGGGCUGCGCGGGGCACGGCCGGCCCCGAGGCUGGACUAAACGCACUCGCCUCCACCGUCGGACUCGAACUGGGAGGGGGCGCCAGCGCACCCAGGACGCGGUGCCCCAAGGGACCCCGCUCUAAGCUGCAAACUGAAGCCACCCCCCGCCUCCCCGGGCCAAACACAUCCCUGCACCCGUUCGCAGCUGCCACCCUGAGUGUUCCAAAGGCUCCUGCAAAGAUCUGCGCCUCCCGGGUCUCCCCACCCGCCAACCCGACCUCUCCGAGUCACCACCGCUGUCCCCCGUCAGACUCGGCCUGGCAGUCGGCUUCAUCGAACUUGAUUUCUCACCUCCUCAGUCCCAUCACCUCCAUCCCCUCUCCCCCGUCUCGCCUCCACCCCCCCCAGUUUCCUCCUCCUCGCCCCUCAUUUCCACCCUCCUCCCCCUCCCCCGGCCACUUCGCUAACUUGUGGCUGUUGUGAUGCGUAUUCCCGUAGAUCCGAGCACCAGCCGGCGCUUCAGCCCCCCCUCCAGCAGCCUGCAGCCCGGCAAGAUGAGCGACGUGAGCCCGGUGGUGGCUGCGCAGCAGCAACAGCAGCAGCAGCAGCAACAGCAGCAGCAACAGCAGCAGCAGCAGCAGCAGCAAGAGGCAGCGGCGGCGGCGGCGGCUGCGGCAGCGGCUGCGGUGCCCCGGUUGCGGCCGCCGCACGACAACCGCACCAUGGUGGAGAUCAUAGCUGACCACCCGGCCGAGCUAGUCCGUACUGACAGCCCCAACUUCCUGUGCUCCGUGCUGCCCUCGCACUGGCGUUGCAACAAGACCCUGCCCGUGGCCUUCAAGGUGGUAGCCCUCGGAGAGGUACCAGAUGGGACUGUGGUUACUGUCAUGGCGGGUAAUGAUGAAAAUUAUUCUGCUGAGCUCCGAAAUGCCUCUGCUGUUAUGAAAAACCAAGUAGCCAGGUUCAACGACCUGAGAUUUGUGGGCCGGAGUGGACGAGGCAAGAGUUUCACCUUGACCAUUACUGUCUUCACAAAUCCUCCCCAAGUAGCCACCUAUCACAGAGCUAUUAAAGUGACAGUGGAUGGACCCCGGGAACCCAGAAGGCACAGACAGAAGCUUGAUGACUCUAAACCUAGUUUGUUCUCUGACCGCCUCAGUGAUUUAGGGCGCAUUCCUCAUCCCAGUAUGAGAGUAGGUGUCCCGCCUCAGAACCCACGGCCCUCCCUGAACUCUGCACCAAGUCCUUUUAAUCCACAAGGACAGAGUCAGAUUACAGACCCCAGGCAGGCACAGUCUUCCCCACCGUGGUCCUAUGACCAGUCUUAUCCCUCCUACCUGAGCCAGAUGACGUCCCCGUCCAUUCACUCCACCACCCCGCUGUCUUCCACACGGGGCACGGGGCUUCCUGCCAUCACCGACGUGCCCAGGCGCAUUUCAGGUGCUUCCGAGCUGGGCCCUUUUUCUGACCCCAGGCAGUUCCCAAGCAUUUCAUCCCUCACUGAGAGCCGCUUCUCCAACCCACGAAUGCACUAUCCAGCCACCUUCACUUACACCCCGCCAGUCACCUCAGGCAUGUCUCUCGGCAUGUCCGCCACCACUCACUACCACACCUACCUGCCACCACCCUACCCCGGCUCUUCCCAAAGCCAGAGUGGACCCUUCCAGACCAGCAGCACUCCAUAUCUCUACUAUGGCACUUCGUCAGGAUCCUAUCAGUUCCCCAUGGUGCCGGGGGGAGACCGGUCUCCUUCCAGAAUGCUUCCGCCAUGCACCACCGCCUCGAAUGGCAGCACGCUAUUAAACCCAAAUUUGCCUAACCAGAAUGAUGGUGUUGACGCUGAUGGAAGCCACAGCAGUUCCCCAACCGUUUUGAAUUCUAGUGGCAGAAUGGAUGAAUCUGUCUGGCGACCUUAUUGAAAUUCCUCAGCAGUGGCCCAGCGGUAUCUGGGAAAUGUAUCAAUAUAUACAUAUAUAAGAGAGAGUGCGUAUAUAUGUAUAUCAACUAGCUAUCUACAAAGUGCCUAUUUCUUAGAAGAUUUUUCACUCACUCAUUCAGUCAAGCUCUUGCAACCAUAAGAGGGUAGAUAUCGAGAAGCAAAAGGCCCGAGAGAGAAUCAUAAUCAGGUUUCAGAUUGUUUUCUAUCUACUUUUCUUUAAAUAGAAAAAGAAGUGUACUUUUACAGACAGAGGAAAAAGGUAUUUUUGUCGCUGAUGUUUUGGUCUGUUAUAAAUAACCUGUUCAUAUGCCAGUUCGGGAAGGUGGACUCCAGGUUCAGGAGGAAGAAGAGCAAAGCUGCUUCCUCUCUGUGCUCUGAAACCUCACGUCCUCGCAGUCGCAGCUGCCUGUGGGCCGUGCACUCUGCAGAGCGGCUGACAGCGUGGUCGGGGUGCACGCGCAGGGGACCGAGGUGGAGUGGGUGCUCCCACUGCAGUGCGCCUGUUCCCAACCUGGCUCCCACACCUGCCGCGAGGACUCAUUCGAACUGUUCGGUUCAGUUUUUUUCCUACUUUAAGAAAGUGACUUCAAAUAUACUGAUCAGGAAAGGUUAUUUUAUUUUCCUUUUUUGUGCUCCCCACCCCUUUCCCAUUUAACCAAAAAGAAAUACCGUCCUGACACCCCUCUCCUCCUUUUAUGCAAAACUGAAAAUGGCAAUACCUUCUUAUAGCCAUAAUGGUAUAGAUAGUGUUUGUGUUUGGCUGUGUGUUAUUGUUUUCUUUUUUUUUUUAAAUUAUGAAUAUGUGUAAAAUCUGAGGUAACUUGCUAAGUGAAUGGUCAUAUAACUUUAAAGAUAUAUUUAUAAUUAUUUAAUGACAUUUGGACCCUUGAAACAUUUCUUAGUGUAUCGAUGUAUUGACUUCGGUCUCUAAAAGUGCUUUUUAUGAAAGAACAAAUUUCUUCAGUGGGCUAGAGCCAUACCUGAGAUAUUGCUAAGCAAUUUCAGUCCAUCCAGGCACAAUGUGAUUUUUAAAAGUGCUUCCAUCUCCAAAUAUUUUAGAUGUAGCUUGUUUUUGUGACGUAUGAAGGAAAUGUUAUGUUAGUUCUUUCAGAUCUUCGAUUGCCUCUAACACAGCUUUGCCUUUAAAGCAAUAAUUAGGGAUUUAAAAGACAACUCUUAGCUCUUUAUCACUUAUGUUGCCCUUAACCAGCAUGAAAUGCUGGAGUGAUGUGGUCUUCUUCUUUCUUCCAAAUAACGAUGACUCUUGUCAUAUUAAAAAGACAAGCACAAGAGAAUCAUUGAACUGCAGAAAAGUGUUCUGUGGUUUCACAGUUAAAGCAGAGCUCAAAAUCGCCAGGCUUCACAGUGAAGACGAAGUGAGCCUGGAGCCACACGUGUGGCCCAAGGGCCCGUUGUGGUGCACACAGGACAGGAAAGCAAAGUUGCACCAGAGAGUCUUGACCAACCACCUUAUCAAACACAGAUCAGGGGGACCCAGACCUACUCAAGGCCCCCUGGGCGGCUCUCCACAGAACUGACAUUCGGAGGAGCAGAUGUUAAGUCUUUGUCUCAUGGGGGCAGGGUCAUCUGGAGUAUCAAGGCCGUUCCAGCAGGUAGCUAACUGAUCUGAGAGACCAUGCAACCUGUGGGGUCCCAUGUACAGCCUUAGACAUUUGUAGUUCUCACGGUGGAAGGCACGGGGAAGGCAAAGCUCAGUGGCGUUUGGUGUCUACUACUGUCUAGGACUUUGAGCUGAAGCCCUCCUGGGGGAUGCACUUUGACCACUCCUGGCAGCUACAUGGCAAAUUGUCAAGUGUGAAUCCUUAAUCCAAGCCAGGAUCACUUAAUGACACCACCAGGCAAAUCCCCGCCCUCCUCCCCCACAGGUCAGGGCCCCCCUGUUUGAAUUCUGUGCCCCUGUUAGUAGAGGUUUGCUUCCAGCCCCCAGAGGCCCCUUGCUCUCUCAAGCGAUUCUCAGGCCGGCACCUUUCUAAGCUGCCAGUGUUGCCGGACAGCCUACGGGGCUGCUGGCCCUGUCUUCUCUCCUGGAAGUCCCCCCCUGGAAUCCAUCUUGACUCCCCUGCCAAAAACGGAGGGGAAGCCAAACCAAAACAGAACACUUUGCCUUCUAAAGGUGGUAUAUACCAAGUAUGCUUAGAUAAAGAAGCCACUUUCUUAGUCCUUAAGUAAGAUGGAAGUAGUAAUCGAUACUAUUUAUUGUUCGUGUGUGGCAGCUUGAAGCAUGCCACUGUCCACUUAUUUGUGAGUGUAAAAUGUGUGUGUUUGUUUCAGCAGCACUUAAAGAAGCCAGUGUCUGGUUACACAUUUCAUUUUUAAUUAAUUGACAUAAAAAUGUUACCGCCAGUGCCAGCUGUACCCUAUUUAAUAAAAAAAAAAAGGUACUAUAUUUGUACAUUAUUUUCUAAUGUUAAAAGGGCUUUUUUAAGUUUACAGUACACAUGCUAAGUGACCUUAGGGAUGCUUUUGUGUUGAAAUGUUAUUAUAGUGGCUGCAGGCAGCAACCCAGAAACACUUAAGAAAUUUUUUUUUCUUGGGAAAAAUUCAAGCACUUCAUCCUUCCACCCUUGUCCAACCACUCCAGUGGGGUAAUUCACAUUUUUAGAUGAAAUUCUGCCCUUUUUUGGCCUGGGGGUUAAAUUUUUCUUUUCUUUUUUUUCUUUUUUUUACUGAACCCUUAAUUUGCACUGGGUCAUGUGUAUGAUUUGAGAUUUGAAGACCAAAGCAAAGUUUUACUUCUGCUCUGGAACCCAGCACCAGCGACCCCUCCAUUCCCCCUGGGUUGAGGAGCAGGGUUCUUUCUUUUUGUGGUGUCAGCAUCGCUGGAGUUUACAGUGUGACCAAUAGUCACUUUUUAAAAAAAUCUGUCCCAGUUGUCUCACAAGUGUUACCGUCUGUCGGAGAGUCCAGAACAGGUACUAAAUCUAAGCUUUGGCUUUAGAUUAGUGAGGUGACACCCAGCCCGGAACUGGGAGACUCACCAGGUUAGCUAUUGUUUUGCCCUUUCGACUGUCUUUACCCCACCAGAGCCUUUCAAAAGUGAGCAGAGGAAUCCGCGUAGUUAGUGACCACACGUUGCAAAUUCAGAGGGAAGAAGAUUUGCCUGCUGGCUUAAAGGGCGCCCUCCAUUCCCAGGAAAGGGACAGACCCCAGAGUCUCGGUCAAUACCUGGAAACACAAAGCAUUGGCAGAAACAAUAAUCCUGUCUUUGAUAUCCGAAAGAACGAUGAUAAAUGAAAUAAAUAAAAGACAGCUCUUCUAAACAUUGAAUUUGUUAUCCUUAAAAAGAUAAUUCAUUUAAAAAAUAUUUUCUAUGUGAGGAUUUUUUAGAUGUUUGUUUACUUCAUGUUUACAAAUAACUGUUUGCUUUUUACUGCAGUACUUUGAAAUAUAUCAGCCAAAAACCAUAACUUACAGUAAUUUCUUAGGUAUUCUGAAUAAAAUUCCACUUUUUGGAUAUGCUUUACCAUUCUUAGAUUUCUGUGGAACAAAAAUAUUUGUAGCAUUUUGUGUAAAUACAAGCUUUUCAUUUUUAUUUUUCCAAUCGCUGUUGCCCAAGAUUUGCUUUCCAUGCACGUAUUGUACAAACUCUGCUUUGUGCCACAGGUCACGAUUGUGGGCGAGUUUACUCUCAACUUCAAAGGGACUAUUUGUAUUGUAUGUUGCAACUGUAAAUUGAAUUAUUUGGCAUUUUUCUCAUGAUUGUAAUAUUAAUUUGAAGUUUGAAUUUAAUUUUCAAUAAAAUGGCUUUUUUGGUUUUGU
Artibeus jamaicensis (Jamaican fruit-eating bat) is the source of this 6336-nucleotide messenger RNA. RefSeq names its product RUNX family transcription factor 2 (gene RUNX2). Gene Ontology annotation, molecular function: DNA-binding transcription factor activity, RNA polymerase II-specific; RNA polymerase II cis-regulatory region sequence-specific DNA binding; ATP binding. Gene Ontology annotation, biological process: regulation of cell differentiation; regulation of transcription by RNA polymerase II; neuron differentiation. Gene Ontology annotation, cellular component: nucleus. The record is from RefSeq and is a predicted model, not a curated record. The transcript is spliced from 6 exons. Bases 1100 to 2536 code for a protein of 478 amino acids. NCBI's taxonomy places the organism in Eukaryota, Metazoa, Chordata, Mammalia, Chiroptera, Phyllostomidae.